Molecule: messenger RNA, 375 nt
Organism: Colletotrichum orchidophilum
Lineage: Eukaryota; Fungi; Ascomycota; Sordariomycetes; Glomerellales; Glomerellaceae
Exons: 1
Coding region: 1-375 (124 amino acids)
Source: RefSeq, a predicted model, not a curated record
AUGUUGAACGAAUAUCCCGGCGACCUUUGCCAGAGUUACCGACACGCUCAUCUGGGCAGGACCCGACCCGGCCCCGUCCUGUACGGUCGCAUCCUCGGAGGAGACUGGUCAGCCCCAGGUCACCCCUCCUUUCCCGCAACUGGACAGACCCGAGGUGAUCAAGGGACUCUGGGUGGUUCCGCAGUGUUCCGCAGCCCUUCCCAUGAUCCCCACAGGCCUCAUCCAGACUGUAGGCAUGCUAAUAACACCAACUCACGUCUUCUCAGAUUUGCCCGAGAUAUGCCCACUGGUAUCGCGGAGCCCAAGGCUCUAACUCUCCAUGUCCAUGGCCUCGACCACGGCGUUCAUGCACAUCCCCCGGUUCCAGACUUUUGA